This is a messenger RNA of Didymodactylos carnosus, 1467 nucleotides long. The record is from the annotation of a GenBank genome assembly. Lineage: Eukaryota; Metazoa; Rotifera; Eurotatoria; Philodinida; Philodinidae.
AUGGUCAGUCGUAAAGUUCGUUUAUUGAUACCACGUGAUCGUGGAGAAUUAGUACCAAUAUUUUUUAUUCUAUUUUUAAUUUGUAUUUAUACUAUAUUUGAAUUGUUUGUUAUUUUACCAUCAAUUUACCAUAAUAUAUUUACGUACAAAGAAAUUCUACAUUUAAUAUUUGGUUUGUAUAUUAUUUAUAAUUUAUUGGGUAAUAUGAUACUGUGUAUGAUAACUGAUACAUCCACUGAUACAAUUAUUUGUCCUGUUCUAUUACCACCACCUAAUGUUAAACAUGUCGUCGGAGAUAGUAACAGCAGUGUAAUUAAUCAUUAUAAUUGGCAUUAUUGUCAUCCAUGUGAAGUUAAUGUACCCCCAAGAGCACAACAUUGUCAUUUAUGUAAGAAAUGUAUAUUAAAACGAGAACAUCAUUGUUCAUUUCUAGGACGAUGUAUUGGUUAUAGAAAUAUUAGAUAUUAUAUUUGUUUUAUAUUUUGGGCUUGGUUUGGCCUUAUUUAUUGUAAUGCAUUACAUUUUGACUAUACAUACGAAUUGGUCGGAAAAUUCUCCUAUAAAGUUAUUAUCGCGUGUGUAUUUCCAUUUGGAGCAUGGCUAUUUGGUUUAUUAGAUCAUUUCUCGUUACUUUUAUCGUUUAUAUGUUCAACAUCAGUUGUAAUGAAUCUUUAUCUAAUGUUUUUAUUAUUUAAACAGUUUUUUUUAAUUUAUAAUGGUCAAACAUCGUACGAAUCUGUUAAAAACAUUAAAAUUUAUAGUAUGAAUACAAAAUCGAAUAUUGAACAUGUAUUUGGAAAAAACUGGCAUUUAAUUUUAUUUUCGCCAUUAAUAUCAUCGACUCCACUUGGUGAUGGAAUGACAUUCGAUAUUUAUAAUGGUGAUACAAAAAAAAAGAAUGAGCUAACGAUGAAUCCAAAUUCAAGUCGAGUAGAGGGCACUGAUGGUAGCGAUUUUAUAUAUCGUGAACGUGUUGCUGGUCAUUAUCAAAUUAGUACAAAAAUUAAAUCUCGUCUAAGAUUAUUAAUUUAUCUACAUUUUCUUCUUGCUCUCAUUAUUAUUGUUCAAAUAUUAUUAUAUCAUAUUCGUUCAUUUUUUCCAUCGUCUGUCACUAAACCACACAUUUGGGAGUAUUUAUGGCUCAUUAGUAUAUUUGCUUCUAUAUGCGGUUUAUGCUCAUUAUCACGAAAUAAUUUAUUGCUAUUAAAAUUAUUUUUUCGUGGUGUUAUAAUUUUUGGUUUGGGAACAAUUUUAUCAACAAUAAUUAUUAAUCUAACUGAUUUAUUUGCAUAUUCAAAGUUAAAAACCAAACAACAACAUGAACAACAACAACAAAUGUUUUUUGGUUUACCAGUACUUGUACUAUGGUACAUAUUUUUAGCUAUUACCGUACAAGUACAUUCGUAUAGCUUAUAUUUGGCUAAUACAUUAAUAAAAAGUUGGCAACCAAGACAAAGACAACAAUGA